Messenger RNA from Metarhizium acridum CQMa 102, 2319 nucleotides. The record is from RefSeq and is a predicted model, not a curated record. NCBI's taxonomy places the organism in Eukaryota, Fungi, Ascomycota, Sordariomycetes, Hypocreales, Clavicipitaceae.
AUGUCACAGAACUUCAACUCGGCUUCGCUGGCGCCUUUUGAUCCAGAGCAGCAUGACGCGCUGCGCGCACUGAACCGCUCUCCCCAUCCAUAUCACCACCAGAGCUCGGAGCUGCCGCAUCCAUCGGAGCGCUUUGCAACGCACGAUGUGUCUCGUGGUGGUGGUAACGACGGGACACGCCCAUCGCCGACGAGUCUUCUGGCCUUCUUGAAAGAAUCUUCGCCUGGAAGUGACAGCGGCACCGAAGCCGAUGACGAACACUUCCUCAAGGGUCUUCCGGCACCAAAGUCCAAGCUGCACAAAGGACUAAGAGACUAUGACGAGCCCACAUCAGGUUUUGCGACACCUGCACCGUCCCCGGCUGCCCUGGAUGACGACAAUAUCCAGGCCAUAGCGCAGAAAUUACGUCCGAAGGUGGGACAGCGUAAGAAGCGCUGGCUCGACGUUUUGCGACGAAAUAGGGCUCUGGUGCGAAGGCUUACUGAGGCCCUGAUACCGAAGCUUGACGUUGACACAUCAUACGACACCCUUCAUUGGGCAUUGUCAUGCCUGCCUCUGGUCUGGGGACCUGCAUUGGAUUCAUCCAGAUUUGACCCAACAUACGCAUUCUUGUCUGGAGAAGCACUUGUCUUAUUAUAUCCUGUUCACCAGACGCUGUGCAUUGUCUUGCACUACCUAACAACAACUAGCCUCUUGACCGCCGAACUUCAGCUACUAUCUAUCGCAUUAAUCAAUGUGCUUAUUUUGUCUGCAUCACCUCAGGCGAAGAUUCUCAAGGGACUUUUAUGGGGCGGCGGUCUCGCUGUGCUUGUAUUUUGCGGACCUGUCAUUAGAUGGGGCAUUGCGCUGGCGCGAGUGCCCAAAUGGCGAUUUAGACGACUGUCAAGUUCACAAAAGCAUCGGCUCUGGAAAGAGUUUCGCAGGCUCUUGUCUUGGCACCGGAUUAAAAAUGAUAUGGUAAGGUCUGUAUGCGAAGAUAGCCCCUCCGAGACGACAUCAUCGGCCGAUGAGGAGGAUGAUAUUCCAAUUUUCCGAGGCCCACUACGAGUCCAAACCCUUGGACCCAAUCUCGAUAUCAGGAACACAGCACAAUCUGUUGGCACUUCUGGCGUCACCUCAUCUAACGACAUCAGCGGCGGCAUCUCACGACGACAUACCAUGCCACAUCCUGAUAAGUUACGGAAGAGCGCUGCACAUACUCCUUCUGGGAGACGAAAGCGGGCUAUAUCGCUUUCACUUCGGCCCUAUAUCAAACUGACACAAGGGCAAGCUCUCGUACGUAAAUGGGCUUAUGCAGCCUAUGUGUACACAGCCAUUAUCGGAAUCAUAUUAGUCGGCGUGCGAACCUAUGUCGAGCAGUUUGCGCUGAAUGGGUACGAACCAAUAGGCUGGGCUCUGGGGUACAUGUUUGGAAAUUUACCCUGGUUCAGAUUCCAAGUUGUUAGUGCUAAUCUUGAGCGAUGGGUCUGCCUCCCAGCGAUCUCCGGGGCCAAAGAAUGUCAUUCCGGUUGGGUCCAACAUCUUCGUCAUGAUGCUUUUGGCGAGGCCAAUACUCGCCUCAUCCUGAGCGCCUAUUGGCUUACCAUUCUCGUCUUUGGCCUAGUUAUUGUAUUCAAACUCAAGGAGACCUACGAAGUCGAUACCAGGCGCAAGGUGUUUCAUUUUAUGAUGGUGGGGAUGUUUCUCCCAGCCGUAUACGUCGACCCAGCAUAUGCUGGUCUCGCAUUAUCCAUUAUCCUCGCCAUAUUCUUGAUCCUCGAUCUCCUCCGCGCCAGUCAACUUCCGCCGCUAUCCAAACCCAUUGCUUCAUUUCUGGCACCUUACGUCGACGGCAGAGACUUCCGUGGCCCCGUUGUUAUCUCUCACAUCUUCCUCCUCAUCGGUUGCGCAAUCCCCCUUUGGCUGGCGCUGGCUUCACUCUCCCGCACGGGAUCAGGCUGCUUAUCAGGCUGGGAAGUACCAAGCCGAGAUGUCAGCAUGGUAUCCGGUGUUGUAUGCGUUGGUCUCGGUGAUGCCGCAGCUUCACUUAUUGGUCGUCGUUAUGGACACCGUAAGUGGCUCUGGGGUGGGGGAAAGAGUCUCGAAGGGAGCCUUGCUUUCGCCGUUGCCGUGUUUGCAGGUCUAGCGGCAGCAGGGGUGUGGCUACGUGUUGGAGGAUGGCCGAUGACAGACGAACCGGUUGGGUGGUAUGUCAGUGUGAGGAAUGCGGGUAUCUGUGCGACGAUGGGGAGUCUCACUGAGGCGGUUUUGACGGGGGGUAAUGAUAAUGUGAUUGUGCCGGUUGUUCUGUGGACAUGCGUAAAAAGUCUUGGCAUAUGA